AAUAAACAUUUUUUUAGGGGCCCACCGUUACAGAUGACAUUACCGGCGCAGCAGAGGAACAAACAGGAACUGGUGAAAAUGCGCCAAGACAUACUUGAUGCGUUGGCCAUUGUUCGCGAGAACUGGCGCUACGAGGACGGCACACUGGCUCGGCCGUUGCAGCGCCUGCAUGCCAGCUGGCUGUGCUACAAGGAGGGUGACCAGUGCAUGCGCACUCUGUGUGACUUCAUGAUGUCGGUGCCUAUCAGUGUGCCCGGCAACUGGCAAGCACUGGCCGCCAUGUUGGCACUCACCCAUAACCAGAUUAUGAGCAUCACACACAAACAAUCAUGUGUGAGAAUCGACAGUGCCCAACUGGUUAUCUGGACCUAUAGCCGGAAUCCGAAUGCAAAUAUCUACAAAAUUAUCGAAUCACUUCAGAUUCUGAAACGUUAUGACGUUUUACAACAGCUGAAAGAACCUUUGCAAUAUUUGGUGGAUGAUGUGAAGUUAUUGCUGGAAAACGAUAAGGGGGGUUUUAUAUACGAAUAUAAAAAUCCUACUGAAGCUGGAGACUUGGCCACCAAUGAGGACGAGUACCUGAUAGCGCCCAAGAACUACCGCAAAGACAUCAACUCCCUGCUUCCCCCCUCACUCAAACCCCAGGUGCGUUCCAACACAGAAACAGUAGGACAGAACAAGCAAGACAACAGCGCUAUCUCGCGGCCAGUCGUGCAACAAGAGACCCUUGUUACCAGACAGAAUGUGCCAGUUGAAACUAUUCCAGAGCCUGACACUUCCAGGUUCCAGCCGACCAUCUUUGUUUUGCUAACGUUUGCUGCGGACGGAGAGGCAGCCGCUAGGAGAAUAGCCAGAAGCAUGCGCACUGCAGUCGACGAUCGGCCUGAAUUCGGUGUGCUCACUCUUGACGAGAACGCACAAAGAGUUCUCGACAAUCCCGAGAUGUUCAUCAACCGAGUGUUUCCACAGUUCCACUUCAUCUGCCCCAUCCUGACGCCGGGCUACCUAUCGGCCGUCAACGCUCCACUCAUCGACAACUAUGCAGACAUGGAUGCGCAGAUAGAGAUGCGCAGUGCCACGGACUCGCUGGACGCACACUACGUCACCUACAUUUACAACCUGAUGGUGAAUGAAUACACAGAGAGCAACUGCCGUAACUGCCGCGUCCGCUGCAUUAUUCCACAGGUGGAUUCCGACACACAGAAGAGUAUACUGACCACAAUGCGACGGCCAGGCUACCUGAGUCCCACUCUCAAGGCCUGGGCUUGGGAGAAGGACUUGGAAAAGUUCCUCAGAAAAUUGAUUUGCUUGUAUGAUUAAUCAUUAUCCCACUAAUGAAUAUGCGAUGGGCUUGUAUAAUAUUCCACAAAAAAUAUACGUGAUUGACUUGUAUAAUUGUUAUUUUAAUAAAUAUAGCAUAUUCAUUGUGUGUGGUAAAUUGUUAUUAUUUCUUGAGUGCAAUGACGGAUCCAGAAAAAUAUUUCGGCUGGGGGGAGGAUCAUAAAAUUGGCGUAGAGAGCACUUUAACUUAACUUUUCAUCAUUGGUGAAAAGGAAUCAAUGUUAUCUUUAAGGAAUGCUGGCAGUUAAAAGCGAUCUACCAACAGUUGUUACAAAAUGUUCUAUUACAAAAUGAUGUGGAGAGUUUAUUUUCAAGAUUAGAAUAGAUAUGGAUUUGCGGGUUUCAUUGGUUGAAUGGAUGUCUUCUUUUUCUCUUGGAAAUUGUGUGAAGAUAAUUAUUCAAGAUAGAUUUGUUUUCGUAUAAUGUUGAUAAGUAUGGAGGGGAAUCUAUAAAAUUAAACUUAUGAGUCUACUAAUUACUUGGAAUGUGCAUCAAUUGUUUGUUAUUCUUUUCAAAUGAGGGAAAGUGGAUUAAAAUGUUAAUAUACCUGUAUUAUCUAAACUAAAAUUCCUUACCCUGUCAUAUUAUGCAAGUUCCGACUCAGCAAAAUAAUUUAUUGUUUUUUUUCUUAAUUAAAAAUAUGAUGGUUCCCCACACAGGACUUUUAGUCCUCGGGGGUACAUGAGAUGAUUUAUUCCUCUAUUGAUGUAGAUGAGUUAUUGUGAUUUCUUUGAACAAAGUGUGAAAUUGUAUUCUCUUAUUAUCUUUAUUUUUAUAAUUUGCAAUAUUGUUGUGAUAUACUCUACUUUUCAUAAUUUCUGAUUAUGUGUAAUGUAUCAAUUGGAAGAAUAAAUGAAUUUAUUAUUAUUA
Molecule: messenger RNA, 2211 nt
Organism: Nilaparvata lugens (brown planthopper)
Lineage: Eukaryota; Metazoa; Arthropoda; Insecta; Hemiptera; Delphacidae
Exons: 7
Coding region: 34-1320 (428 amino acids)
Biological process (GO): signal transduction
Molecular function (GO): protein binding
Source: RefSeq, a predicted model, not a curated record